CGUCAUGGGGCGUGUUUAGCAGGCAAGGGCACACUUGUCUAUAAUGACAUUACUCUAAAUUAUUAACGUUUGUUUUUUUGUUUUUUUUAUAGCCGUGUUACUGUUUUUGCCAUUGCUCUACAAACUCUCCCUUCGCUGCAGGUUUAGAAACGUGAUGGUCUCUUGGUGCCUGGGCUAGACUCAGCCCCUGUGGUGAAUGGCUGUGAGCAGAGGCAGCGUCGCCUUGUGGGUGGGUUCGGUCAGGAGCCACAGCAGAAGGCAGUUUAUCAAAAAAGUGCUCUGGAGUCUUAACCAGACCGUUGACUGGCGGUGCUUUGGUCAUACACGACCCUUGAGCAGUGCAUCGUGGGCUCUCACUUCUCCCAACAGCCCGAAGUAUCCAAAUGUUAAGCAUCCGCUCCUUUCACACCCAUUUCAUCAUGCAAGUCAGCCAGAGCGAAGCUGCGACUAUGAGGAGUGGAGCGACUCGGUCAGUGUGUGUGUCCUGGUGCCACAGGUGGAGUCAGGUGUCUCGCAGACCCUGGUGGACAUUCCACUGUUCAGUAACCAGAAAAUGGGACGGCUCCUUUCUGCUGGGUCUGACAGGUCUAUGGAGCUCUUCUUCCCUUUGACCAUGGUGGAUGGCAGCAGAGAGGAUGACAUCAGUAUAGAGACGAAAGUAAAUGUUGUUGAUGGAGUAAAGCGAGAACAUGAGUGUUUCCUAAGCCUUUUUGAAAAAGAGCAGUGUCCAGCACCCUUCACAUAUGGCUCAAGGUUUUAUUGUUUCCAUUGUCCGGGUACAGAGCCGGUGCCUGGUGGCAGGGAGAAAUCUAGUUAUGUAGUUGGAAAUAAGGACAGGCCUUUGGAGGUACCUGUGCUUCUUCCGGCAUCAUUGUGGAGCCAUUCAUGGAGAGCACAGAGAAAUAGUACUGAACGAGAGUCUCCAGGAGAAGACAAGGUCGCCUUGAUGUAUGAAAGACUCAGGAUUGAGCUUCCCAAUUUCUUUAUGAAGAAACAUGAUUACACCAUGUACUCAAACGAUAUGGAAUUCAUCAACGGGCUUUUGAACACCAAAACCAGAGGCCGUGUGUUGUAUCAGCUGACGCUCUCCCUGUGGCGCCUCUUGUGUCUGUGUUACUAUGCGGAAGCUCGGCUUGAGGUCUUGAAGCUAACCAAGCAUAUGGAACACCACACCAUCAAGGCUCGCUGGAGGAUUCGAGGCCUUCCCAUUCACUCUGCACUGCUGCGCUUUUACCGCAAAGACAAAUCUCCCCUAUACAGGUCGUAUGAUGCAUUUUCCACCUUUUACAUCGGGCCAGAUGGACUCAUUCACUGUCAUAAAGUGGAAAAGGUGAUGCCGGUUCAGCCGCCUCUCAAACCCAGAGGAACGUCUCUUCUCUUGGGGGCUCUGGUGGCGCUCGGCAUGCAGGAACAUCGACCUGCUCUCAACCUCCUGCCUCACCUCCUGACCUCUCUCUGACCACAAACUGACAUCGGGGUUGUUAGCAGGAUGAAGAUUGUGCCCUUGACUCACAUGAUGCUGGAACGUUCACAUCAAUUCUUAAAUAAGCAACAGUGAAUAAUGGUUGAAAAUCAUUCUUCCCAAACCUCUUACUCCUGUAAUCCAUUUCCUGAGGCCACCUUGUCAUUUUUGCAAAGGAAUAUGAUGAUCUUGAAGGUAUAAUUGUUUUUGGGUCACAUAAUAAACUGAUAAGUCUGUGUUCAUUUACUGUUUCGCUAUUAAAACUGAAACU
Messenger RNA from Thalassophryne amazonica, 1733 nucleotides. It is a transcript of the gene c20h6orf136, whose product is annotated as chromosome 20 C6orf136 homolog. The transcript is spliced from 7 exons. Lineage: Eukaryota; Metazoa; Chordata; Actinopteri; Batrachoidiformes; Batrachoididae. The coding region runs from base 197 to 1459 and encodes 420 amino acids. The record is from RefSeq and is a predicted model, not a curated record.